Marchantia polymorpha subsp. ruderalis is the source of this 1861-nucleotide messenger RNA. The record is from the annotation of a GenBank genome assembly. Lineage: Eukaryota; Viridiplantae; Streptophyta; Marchantiopsida; Marchantiales; Marchantiaceae.
UAUUGCGCAUUUUAAUUUUAAAAUGUGUUUCGUGAGAAUGUCGCCCGCUAGCGCACAGCUCCGUCGAGCACGAAGAGCAGGAAGGCUGUAAAGAAUAUUUUGAAAUUUGAAGUUUGAACAUCGAGCCGCCUACUCACUCGUAGGCGUCCGGGCCGUCUCUGGAUCUCGCGUAGAGUAGUCCGAGGCUCGUCUUGAAGGCGCGGGACGUCCCAACGUCCCGCGCGUUCAAGAAUCGGAGCUGCGAGGUGUACCCGGAUCGAGGUCAGGGAUCGUAGUCGGUGAAAUUGCAAGUCGAAUCUCAGACAUACGGCAAAUGCGUCGUAGCGUUAUUACGCUCUUCGUGCGUCGCUUUUGACAGUGAAUAGUUUUUUUGUGCCGAGCUCUGUCGUUGUCAAAAGCAAGUGUUGUCAAUGUCGGCGACGAUGCAGCGUUCAAGGCGAAGCUUGAUAUCUACGGACAUCGGAUGAUGAUGAUGCCAGGCGUCAAAUUGGGUAACGAAUCAUCUUUACGGCAUACGUUUUCCAGCAAUUACUCCGCCGUACCAAUCAAAUUUUUUGAUGAGAAAUCGACUUGGCACAGGCCAGCCCUUGCAGAACGAAAAAUGCAUAAUUACAAGCGGCGCAGUCGCAGCUUCUUUAUUAAACAAAAGGAUCCACCUUCGAGAAGCGGCCGAUAGUCCUUACGGUUGUGUAUCAUACACCUUUAUUUGUGUGGUUGAAGUUGCUUAAAUUCACAAUCGACUCCGAUCCUGACUUUGGUCUCCAAUGGUGAAUGAUUGAUACAUCUACAAACGAACUGUUGAGACUGAUGUCGUACGUCAUACCUGAAGUGAAACUUCUUUACUCCUCUCUACCUUUUUCUUAGCCUUUGAAUUAUCUGCUCUAAAGCGGAAUGACGCAGCCCGUAGGCUCUGUGCUGGCGUCUAUUUACGGGCUACAAUUGGAGACUUUGGCGUUGAGCUUCUAUACCGUGCUUUUGAACCUGAAAUAGCUGACGGAUCAGUUAGCAAGACAGACGAGGGGAGAGCCGUUACGCUAUCCAUGCGAUACAACAAACAGAUUCCUCUUUAAUUGAGUCCUUCUUUCACGACCAAAGGAAUUUGCCCGAUACAUUACAAUAGCCCACGUGCUUGCGCCUAUAGUAGACAUGCGUGGUCGUCGUCUUCAAUGUUUGGAGGCAGUAUAAGCCUUCCCACAUAAAAGCGUCCUCCUUUCCAAGUUAGAAUGUCCCGAGCACAUGUCUUUGUAAAAGGUUUUUCUACUCCAAGUAUUAUGAAGAUUUAGUUCAUAUUAUGAAGCCUGCCUCACCCGUCCCAUGUACAGUCUUCUACCCACCCAGAAACUUUGUUGUGAGGGAUUUGUCCCAAAGUUUUAUUGGCCAUCCUACAGCUGACUGUGCUAUAACAUUUUACUAUCUCUUGAUCGUAACAGUGGGAAUUCUCUUUCAUUUUUUACUAUAUAGGUAACUCUUGUUACCAUAGUAAGCAUCGUUCCUCCGGUGUUGGGAGUCAGGUUCUUUUCAUGAGUUUCGUCUAGAAACGAGAUAGGGGUUCAAAAGGAAAUCUAACUGAUUGUCUACGUGCUGGGACAAGAGCCGUUCCUAUGUUGGAUCGAUUUCCUGCCACAUUGUUUCUGAACACGGAUGUCCGAGCUGGUCGCAGCCUUGUAUAUCAGAGUGACCGUGAAUUUCAAUGUGAAGAAUAACUUAACUUACAGGUGUACUUAUCAGUGUUAUAUCCUACAGAUAUUUCCAUGCGUUGCUUCUCAUGCUAAGUUAAUGCUGAUGCUAAGGUACUCACUACACGUACAAGCGUGUUGAUUUGAGGGUACACGAGUCUUUUCUCAGCAUGGAUAUUGUCAGG